Messenger RNA from Prosopis cineraria, 2904 nucleotides. RefSeq lists its product as uncharacterized. The transcript has 14 exons. The record is from RefSeq and is a predicted model, not a curated record. Bases 2239 to 2880 code for a protein of 213 amino acids. NCBI's taxonomy places the organism in Eukaryota, Viridiplantae, Streptophyta, Magnoliopsida, Fabales, Fabaceae.
UGCUCAUAUUUUAAUAACCAUGAUAUCAUUAUUAUAAUAAAAAAAACUUAUAUACUUAGCUUUAUAUGCUUAAGAUGCUUAUUCCCAAUUAAAUCAAGACAUGUAUGCCAUUCACCACGGUAGAGGCAUGGUGCGUUGCGGUAGAUGAGCCCUGAAUUUUCUAUCUCUGUCACACGAGACAAACAAAAGAAGCAAGAAAGCAAAAUUUGAGGGAGCACUUUUUAUCUCUUCUAGGGCUUGGCUUCAACAUCAUUUUGGGAGCAUUUGGAGCUUGAUUCUUGUUAGAACCAGAUACCCAUUGUCGAAUCUCCUUUCCCAAGCAUCGAGUCCACAUUUCCGGCCAAACCCUACCAUAUUUCGCCGUUGGAAUGCCGUCGCAAGCCUUUAUUGCCAUUUUGUCUUCCAUCUUGUGGUGUGCGAACACUUGCUUGGUUCGUGAUUCAUCUCCAUUCAACCGUGUACGUGCGUGGGUUGGCAAACAAAAAAAGGUAAAUGGCUACUGAGCAUGACCAUCUUGACACUGGCUCUAGAUCCAGUAGUCCGAGUAGGCAGCAUGAUGACCCGACUAAGAAAAAGGCUGACCUUGAUAGGCAGGAAGAACAAUUGAGGAGAGGGUUGGUUGUGAUGGAGGAAGUCACUAAAGCAAGAAAUGAAAGAAGAAAAUUUACUGUCAAGUGGAACAAUAAGAAUCAAGUAGUUGAUAGUCAUAACUUCAUCAGUUAUAUUGGUGUGGCAGCGAAGUCCUCAGUGCCUAUUACUUUAAAAUCUUAGAAGAAUGCAACUCCAGUAAUGAAGGAUGCAGUGUGGAGAACUUUAACAUCAGGAUUUGAGAUCGAGGAAAGGCGCAAGAAGUUUGUUCUACGAAAAGCUGGGAUAGCCUUAAGAUCUUUUAGAAGUUUUGUUACCCGUAAAUUUUUGACGAACCCUGACAUGGAGGGUAUCGAAGAUACAGUUCCUUCCCUCAUUUCGACAAUUGUGAGUGAGGAUGAAUGGAAAGCUUUUGUCAACUCACGUCGCAGUCCAGAGUUCAAGGCAUUAAGCACCAAAAAUAAAGAGUUGGCGAAAAAGAAUAAAUAUACAUAUAAGGCUGGACGCAAGGGAUAUGCGGGAGUUAAAAAGAGUUUGAUUAAGAAAGAGCAAGCGUCAGAGGGUUCUAUAUCCCGUGGCAGGAUUUGGGCCGAGGCUCGAAAAAAUAAAGCAGGAAAUAUUGACAACCCAAAAACAAAAGUGGUUGUUGAAACAAUAGAGACUUUGACUCAGGAGGCAUUAGCAGGCACUUCAAACUGUUGAUGAGGAUAUAUUGGAGAAGGCAUUGGGGAAUACUGACCAUCCUGGUCAUGUUCGGGGCGUUGGCUUUGGAGUCACAAGAAAAGAUUACUUUGGCGAUGCGUUCAAGCAUAGUAAAAGGGCUGCUUCUUCUACUGAGGUUUAAGAGUUGAGGUAAGAGCUAGCGGAACAGAAGCAGCAGAUACUAGCACAAUCACAACAGAUACAAGAACAAUCUAGACUCAUCGACUUGCUGUUGAGCCGGCAUAAGUUGGGGCUUCCACUGGGCGACAGUAGCCCUAGUGUGAAUGAUAGUUGCACAGUCCCAUCUCAACUCCUACCUGAGGGUGAGGCCGACGUUGAUUGUUUGGCAGAAGACAGCCAUGUGGUUGCACUAGGGCGCAUGUAUAACAUUGCUGGGCAAGUAAUGCUUCACAAUGAACACAUCCCUGAAGGGACAGUGAAAGUCUCUUUGAAGACAGUUAAGGAUCCUAAUUAUGAUCUACCCUACCCCACUCCGAAUGCAAGGACAGUAGUAGUUGCAUUGCUCAGCUUUGUGCAUGGCCGAUUCGUCUUCUUCGUAUUUCGGCACCAUCUCCAAUGCCUGUUGAUAAGCCGGUGGGAAAGAAAGCACCAAAGGCUAUGAAAGCAUUCACUACUAAGCAGAAGAGGGAAAAGGAUAAGAAGAGCUCUGACAAGUUUAAUGAAUCCAUCACAUUUCCCCAGAAGACACUGGUUCUCCGUCAAGCCCAUCUGCCUAAAACCCCUCAGCCUCAAGCCUCUAAAAGUCAAGUCGCACCCAAUAAAAAUCGACAAUUGCUUAAGACCUAUGCCGAGAUGCAAGAAGGAGCGCUGCUCCCUUUCCCUACAGACAUGUAUGCUAAUCCAUAGUCUUUUAACCAAGUCAACAAUGAGGUGUUGCAUGAUUUAUUCAACCAUGCAGAGGCUACCACUACUCUAUGUAACUUAUAUAUGAGGAACCUCUACACUACCAUGCUUGCUGGAAGAGAUAUAGCACGAAGGAUUAUAUUUAUCAGUCCUCAUAUGGUCUCUCCUUAUGGCCAUGACAUAAUGAGUCCUAAGCAAGGACUAGAAAUAUCUCAGAAGCUUUCAAAGUACUUCCAUCAACAUGGUGCCGACAAGAACACAAUAUUUAUAGCACCUUAUUGUGAAGGGGGACACCGGAUGUUGCUUGUGAUCAAUCCAACUUUAGGGAGGGUGUGGUACCUUGACCCUAUUCGGAGUGGCCAUCCGUCUAACAGACCACAUAUUGUAGAAAUGAUUAAUCAGGCUAUUGUCAUGUACCGCACUGAUGUUGAUCAACAAUUUCGACAACUAGUAAAGGGCAGCGAUUGGUUUGAUACAGCAACAUCAUGGACAGUUGUCAAGUGCCCAGAGCAAGCAGACAAAGUCAGGGAUUAUGGGUACGCUGUCAUGAAAUUCAUGAAGGACAUAAUCCAACAUGCUCCAACCGGAAUUCUUCCGAAUGAUUACUACGAGGACACAUAUUGUGACACGUAUACUCAUGCUCAAAUGGAAGAAGUCCUUGAAGAGUUAGCACACAGUAUUUUUGAAGCAUGGUUUAUUUCAACAGCCAGCAGCAGUGACAGUUAGGAAACUUAGGCAAAUUUUGGAAUU